Orycteropus afer afer is the source of this 1302-nucleotide messenger RNA. Lineage: Eukaryota; Metazoa; Chordata; Mammalia; Tubulidentata; Orycteropodidae. The record is from RefSeq and is a predicted model, not a curated record.
AUGUUUUUCAGGGAAGAACAAAGCUUGACUUACACUUUUCUAAUACUUUGUUUCCUGACACUAAGGCUGUCCACCAGUCAGAAGUGUUCCACCGAAAGUCUAGAAGAUGUUGUCAUUGACAUCCAGUCAUCUCUUUCUAAGGGAAUCAGAGGCAAUGAGCCUGUGCACACAUUAACUCAAGAAGACUGCAUUAAUUCCUGCUGUUCAACAAAGAACAUAGCAGGAGACAAAGCAUGUAACUUGAUGAUCUUCGACACUCGAAAAACAGCUAGACUACCCAACUGCUACCUGUUUUUCUGUCCCAGUGAGGAAGCCUGUCCACUAAAACCAGCAAAGGGACUUAAGAGUUACAGGAUAAUUAGAGAUUUUCCAUCUUUGACCAGAACUGACUUGCCAAGUCAAGAGCUAGCCCAAGAAGAUUCUCUCUUACAUGGCAAGACUUCACAAGCAGUCACUCCCAUACCUUCUCAUCUGACAGGUCAUUCAAAGCCCGCUGAUGCUAUAUGGAAAGAUACACUUUCUCAGAGGUUUGGAGCCUCAGAUCACUUGGAGAAAGUAUUCCAGAUUAAUCAAACGAGUAUACAGUUUCCUGUUUAUAAAGAAAAAGGCCAAUCUCUGAGUUCACAGUUUUCCCCCAAACAAAAAAUAGCUCAUCAGCUGCUUGAAAAUAUGACUCUAUUCCCAACCACAGUGACUGCUGUUUCUCCACAUACCAUCUCCGUUACUCCAAAGCCUGCAGUUCUCCAACCUACCAACCCUUCAGUGAUACCUGCUAUGACUUCUCAACCUCAAGUAGCCACCACGCUUCCACCUGUCACAACCAUUACUUCUCAGCCUCCCACAGCCCUUGUUUCUACACUUUUUACGAGUGCCAUGAUUACAUCCCUAGCUAGCACGACUACAAUAGCAGUUCGGACUUCCACCUUUCAGACACCUACCAUCUUGAAAGUCACCUCAGAAAUGGUGCCUUCUAGAGAAAUCUCUAACCUAACUUUGAACACAGGAGAUGCACACAACUUUGCUACACUUCCUGUGUCAAAUGUGGGUUCCUCUGCUACAAAUAAAACUGCUACCCAGAAAAAUAGGAAGGCCAAUCUAGGCAGUUCCUCACAAAACAAUGUUCCAGAAAGUCAAUAUGGCUUUCCCUUUGAAAAGUGGCUCCUCGUUGGAACCCUGCUCUUUGGUGUUCUGUUCCUGGUGAUAGGCCUCGUCCUCUUGGGUAGAAUGCUCUCAGAAUCCCUCCGUAGGAAACGUUACUCACGACUAGAUUAUUUGAUCAAUGGCAUCUAUGUUGACAUCUAA